Protopolystoma xenopodis is the source of this 273-nucleotide messenger RNA. The record is from the annotation of a GenBank genome assembly. NCBI's taxonomy places the organism in Eukaryota, Metazoa, Platyhelminthes, Monogenea, Polystomatidea, Polystomatidae.
AUGAAUAAUCGUGGUCGCGAACGGGACAGCAACCAAAUGUCCAAGUUUCUUAACAGGAUCUUGGGUAUGCGAGUGCACAUACAAAACGCCUUAUUUCGCUACUUCUCGGACACUCUUGAGGAGCUGGUGCGACGGGCCAAGCGAGAUAAGCGACUUGACUUGGGUAUAAUGGAUCUUGGAACAACUGGUCAGAACAUGGAAAUCACAUGGACUAAGAGCUUUGACAAUCGUUUCCUCACUGAUUCCUCUGAAGUACACUUGCACAAAGCCUGA